AUGGGCGACCCGCCCGACGACGACGCAGAGGUCGCCGUUGCCAUGAAUUCAGUCACCUUCGACCGCAGCAUCACGCCGACGCGCGGGCGCGGCUCGCCGCGGCACAACGCGGCGCGGGACCGGUGCCUGUCGCGCACGUCCGAAGAUCUGCGCGAGCUCGAGGAGAUCUCGCAGACCCUGCACGACAUCGUCGACGAGGGCGACGCGACGGCCAAGUCGUGGAGCGCGCGGAAGCGCGGCGUCGCCGAGGCCGAGGAGCGCGUCUUCGCGGCGCUCCGGCAGACGCGGCAGGCGCACGACGAGCGGCGCCGCGCCGAGCUCGAGGCGCUCCACGACGGCCGCGAGGAGGCCCUGGCCGCGGCGCGGCGCGAGUUGGAGGAGGUCGCGAGCUCGCGCGGCGCGCUCGAAGCGUCGAGCGCGGAAGAGACGGCGGCGCUGCGCGAGGCCCUCGAGGCGCUCCGGGAGGCCUCCGAGGCGCGCCAGGCGCAGCUCGUCGAGGAGCGCGGGGCGCUCGAGGCGCGGCACGCGGCGGAGCUCGAGAGCGCCUGGGAGGACCUCGAGGCGUCGCACGCGGCGGAACUGAGAGCGCUCCGCGCGUCGCUCGAGGCGCGGACCGCGGACCUCGAGGCCGUCCGGAGCCGCAGCGCGUCCGCCCAGAGCGACGCCGACGAGGCGCGGCGCGAGCUCGAAGCGUCGCACGCGGCGCAGCUCGAGGCGCUGCGCGGCGCGUUGGAGGCCGACGCGGAGGCCGUCCGGAGCCGCGGCGAAUCGGCCCAGAGCGACGGGCGGCGGGAGCUCGAGGCGGCGAAGGGCGCGCUGGAAGCCGCGCACGCGGAGGAGCUGGCGUCGCUGCGCGGCGCGCUCGAGGCCGCGCGCGCCGAGGAGCUGCGCGCGCUCGAGGCGCGCCACGCGUCGGAGAUCGACAUGGCGCGCGGCGACCUCGAGGCCGUCCACGACCGCCACGAGUCGGCCCAGGGCGAGGCCGACGCGGCGCUGGCCGCGGCGCUCGACGAGCUCGAGGAGGCCAGGGCCGCCCGCGGCGCGCUGGAGGCGGCGCACGCGGACGAGCUCGCGGCGCUCCGCGACGGCCGCGAGGAGGCCUUGGCGGCGGCGCGGCGCGAGCUCGACGACGCGACGAGCGCCCGGAGCGCUCUGCAGGAUGCCCACGCCGACGAGCUCGCAAAGCUGCGGGCGCGGCAGAGAACGCUGCCGGCGCCGCCGCCGCCGCCGCUCCUGCGGGGCCCGACGCUGCGCGGCGAGGCGGACGCGCUCGCGCGGCACUCGCUGAGCGACUUCGUGCUCGACGAGGUGCUGGCGUGCCAGGGCGGCACGCACUGCCGCCUCCUGGGCUCGUUCCGCGGCGAGGCCGCGCUCGUGACGCUGGACCUGCGCGGGCCGCUGCCGGACGGCGCCGCCCUCGCGGCCGCAUUGCCCGAAAUGCGAGCCGCUCUCAGCGGCUGGUCCGGCGCGGAGUACAGCUUCUACGCGGCGACGCUGCGCGCGGCGCCGGCGCCCCAGUACGCGCUGCAGAUCCACUGCCCGGCGUCCGAGGACGCCGUGCGCCGCGCGCGGCCGACGCGCUUCGUCACGCACGUCGAGACGCCGGAGCUCUACGCGGAGCGCGUCGAGCCCUACGUGCGGCGCCUGCCGCCGGCGACGUGGAUCGACCGCGUCUGCGCCCUCGAGGCGGAGCGCGUGCUCUUCGCCGGCGGGCCGGGCCGGGGCUUCGUCGUCGUCGUCGACAGCAAGUGGCGGUCGCACCCGCGGUUCACGCACCACGAGGAUCUCCGGGCCGCGUGGCGCGGCGCGCCCUGGACGGACGCGCUCUACCUGCUGGCCAUCUCCCGCGACCCGGCGCUGCGGUCCAUCCGCGACCUGCGGGGCGCCGGCGCCGCGGCCGUCGUCUCGGCCAUGCGCGCGGCGCUCGUCGCCGCGGCGCGCGACGUCUACGGCGUGCCGGAGGGCCAGCUGCGGCUCUUCUUCCACUACUGCCCGCGCUUCUGGCGCCUCCACGCGCACGCCGCGCGCGUCGACGGCCCGGCGUCCUGCGCCGCGGACCGCGCGCACCUCGUCGUCCACGUCGAGGACAACCUCCGCCGCGACCCCGCCUACUACCGCGACGCGACCCUGUCCUACCGCCUCCGCGAGGGCGACCGCCUCCACGCCGUCCUCGACGCGCCCGCGUAA
Molecule: messenger RNA, 2187 nt
Organism: Aureococcus anophagefferens
Lineage: Eukaryota; Pelagophyceae; Pelagomonadales; Pelagomonadaceae
Exons: 3
Coding region: 1-2187 (728 amino acids)
Biological process (GO): deadenylation-dependent decapping of nuclear-transcribed mRNA
Cellular component (GO): P-body; nucleus
Molecular function (GO): RNA 7-methylguanosine cap binding; hydrolase activity
Source: RefSeq, a predicted model, not a curated record